AUGAUUAAAAGUUUAUUAUUAUUAAUAUCUAUAAUUAUUGGAAUUGUUAUUUCUCAAGAGGGAGCUUACCCACCAGCAGGUAUUUAUGUUGGACUUUCAUCAAAUUUCUUAACAACUGAAGGUGAAUCUCUAACAACAUAUGCUCAAAAUGAAUUAUUAUCAAUGUCAUUACCAGAUCAAUCAGGAUCUUCAAGUAAAGCAUCAUAUACAUUCACAUCUUUUAAACUUGGUUUAACCUUGGAUAAUAUUUUCUAUAAUCAAUUACAAACAGAUGUUUAUCAAAUUGGUUGGGAAACAAUAUCUUUUGAAUUACAAUGGAAUUAUCAUAUUUGUGCAAAUGCAAUUUUCAAUCCAUGUGAAAAUGGUAAUAUUCAAGUUGGUACAGUUUCAGGAGCAUCUGCAGCCGUUGCAUCAAAUGUUUAUGUUGAAUUUAAUUCAACAUCAACAUCAAUCAUUGCAACCAAUACAACUAUGGCAUUUGAUCAAGGUGCAGUUCAAGUUAAUGUACAUUGUUCAAAUGCAAUUUGUGUUAUUCCAGUUAGUGAUAUUGCCAAUGAAGUCGCACAAAACUUUGUUACUGAGCUCACAAAUGGUAUCACCAAAGCCAUUAAUGAACAAGUUCCAACCAUCGAAGCAUUAUUUACACCAAUUAAACAAAUUCCAAUGACUCUUUCAAAUGGUGAUUCAUUUUGGAUCAAUUUAGAGGGUACUUUAGUUGAAGAGAGUAAUCCAACCGCUGAUUUACCAACAAUUACCGCUGCUUUAAAUGGUGGUGUAAUUUUAGAGAAUACUGAUGGUAAUUUCGUUUAUCCAUCACAAAUUCCAUCCUACAUUCCAACCGAUUCACAAUUGGAAUCUUUCACUAGUGACUAUAGUAUUGUUGUAACUGGAUUUUUCAUUGAAUCUUUAUUUGACGCUGUUUUCGCUUCAGCUUUACCAAUGACAAUCAAUCCAAGUCAAGUUCCAUCGGCUUCACCUGUUCAAUUGAAUACUAGUGAUGGCUUUUUCAGUGGUGUUGCUCCAGGUUUAUCUCAAUACCCAAAUCUUGGAAUUCAAGUUAAUUGUUAUUCACCCGUUACUCCAUUGGUUAGUAUUAACUCAUCAGCAAUCUCUUUAUUCAAUUUGGAAUUAUCAGCUGAUUUCAUCAUUUUAAAUGGUGAUAAUCCAUUCACUGCUUUCACUGUUUUAUUCACAAUCGAUGCUUCUCUUUCAACUGAAAUCCUCACUGAUUCUCCUUCAACUUUUUCUUUAAAUUCAACUCUUGCCUCUAUGACUCCAAACGCUACAAUCGUCACUAGUACCAUUGGCUCAGUUGAUGCAACUGGUUUCGUACAAUUAAUGCAAAUGGUACAAGGUGUAAUUAAAUUACCUUCUCCAGCUUAUUCUGUACCUUCAAAAUAUUCAAUGUCAAAUGUUGAAUUACAACUUGGUACUCAAGUAAUUCAAAUCACUUUUGAUUUAAUUGAUUCCUCUUUACUAGAAAAACAAAAAAUUAUUAAAAAAUCUAUAAAUUUUAAUUGA
This is a messenger RNA of Dictyostelium discoideum AX4, 1521 nucleotides long. RefSeq lists its product as hypothetical. Lineage: Eukaryota; Evosea; Eumycetozoa; Dictyosteliales; Dictyosteliaceae. The coding region runs from base 1 to 1521 and encodes 506 amino acids. The transcript is spliced from 3 exons. Gene Ontology annotation, molecular function: lipid binding. Gene Ontology annotation, cellular component: extracellular region. The record is from RefSeq and is a predicted model, not a curated record.